AUGCCACGCCCAGCAUUUAACACCGCUGCCUGUCGCGGCGACGACGCCGAAUCUCGGGAAGCAGUCCAGGCCGCCACCCCUUCCCGUUUUCCUCAGAUUCCGGCUGCACCUUGUUCAUCCUCACGCCAUGGGUGGAAUCUUCUCGAAUGCAGCCCUCCAUGCGGCGCGUGUCAGUCACCUUCACCCCAGCAAGAACUGGCCGGUCCAUGCUGUUGCAGUGCCCUGCGGGGACGUGGCGCAAGGAUGAGCGGGUUUGCGCCACCACCCAUGAAUGCUGAUGUGCGGCUGUUGUUACUGCUGCUGCUGCUGCUGCUGCACGGUCUGAGGUGGCAGGGUGCCAUGGCGCAAGUCACACUCAAUGACGACGAAUGGCCGGCAAUAAAGGAGAUGAAGGCGGCGCUGACGUUCUCAGGGUGGGACACGUGGGUGCAGGGCGCCGUGUGCAGCACCAUGACCGGCAUCACCUGUGAUAUUAGCGGCUAUGUCACCCGCAUCAAAGUGCCGGACUUCUCAGGCUCACUGCCAGCGGCCAUCGGAGACCUCAUACAUCUCAACUACCUGUUCUGUGUGUCAGACAGCCUCACGGGGCCCCUUCCAAGUUCCAUCUCCAAACUCACCAACCUGAAAACGCUAGUGCUGCCGUCAACAGGCAUAUCGGGGAGCAUUCCGAAGGAAUUAGGCAGCGUGGUCAGCCUUGAGUACCUCAACUUAUACGGCACAAGCAUUGAGGGCUUCAUCCCCACCUCCAUCGGCACCCUCAACGCGCUCCAGACUCUCAAUCUGGCCUACACGGGCCUGUCAGGGAGUCUACCUGAGGAGAUAGGCGGGUGUUCUGCCCUCGCAAUGCUCUCUCUGUCAUUCACUCCAAUCUCUGGCUCUCUCCCCACGUCCCUCAGCAAGCUCGUCAGCCUCACCCAGUUUGACUGCCAGAGGUGUGCGCUCUCAGGGGAAUUGCCUAGUACUAUGGGCGGUCUCGGCACUCUGCAGUACCUCAACCUGAACAUGAAUCAGCUGAGUGGACCACUGCUUAAAGCACUUGAGGGUCUUACCAGCCUCCACACCCUUAAGCUAUCCAACAAUGCCAUCAGCGGGUCUUUGCCACGCGGCAUUAGUCGUCUCACUGCACUCACAUGGGCGGAGAUAUCAAGCAACGAGUUGAGUGGGUCAAUACCUGAAGGCAUUGGUGCGCUCACCAACGUGCAGCAGCUUUCUCUGGACCACAACCAGCUAUCAGGCCCUCUGCCCAGCACCAUCAGCGACCUCGUUCGUCUCAAGGAGCUAUCUCUGAGUUUCAACGAGUUCUUUGCGUCCAUUCCUGCAGAGGUCAGCGGCCUUGUUGACCUGCAGUUACUAGCCAUGUCCAACUGUGAGCUGCUCGGCUCGCUGCCAUCGGAGCUUGGUAUGCUCCCCAACCUCAGCUACCUUGAUCUGAGCUUCAACUCCCUCAAUGGUUCGCUGCCCUUAUAUCUUGCCAAGCUUACCGGACUCGAUACCUUAGACCUGUCCCACAACCAGCUGUCAGGGUCGAUUCCAAAGGACCUCCUCCCCACCAACCUCAGACGCCUGGACCUGUGCUGCAAUGAGCUUUCAGGGACAAUCCCCAACACCAUAGGGGGGUUGUUGCAGCUUGAACAUCUGGAUCUGAGCUCCAACCGCUUCAGUGGCUCUAUACCCACAGAGAUGACAGAUCUCAUUCAACUCACCCUCCUCAACCUGCGCAGCAACCAGCUCACAGGCUCCGUGCUGCAGCCCAUCCCCCACGGCAUGCGACAGUACCAGCUCGACAACAACUACUUCUCCUCCGCCUUCCCCUCGCAGCCACCCUGCCCUGCCGGCACCAUCAUAACCACGCGCAGCAACUGCGCAGUAGCAAAGGACGGCAGCCCUGCUCCCACCUUCUCGUGUCCCGAGGGAUUGGACGCGCAGAGGCGGGCGGAGGUGUGCCGGGCGUUCUGCGGGCUGUCGAGUGAGAGCCUGCCGUGUGGCGGGCACGGUGUGUGCUUCUUUGAUGGGCCGAAUCGUGUGCCCACGUGCGCGUGCGAUAGUGGAUACACGAAUGGAGGCGUGCCGGGGUCGUGCGUGCCUGAUGAUGGCUCUCUCCCAUUCAUCAACACCACUUCAGACUCCUCCCCACCGACUUCUCUCUCCCUCAGCGGCUCCGCAUCCCUCCUCCCCACCGCCGCCAUCCUCCUCUCACCAGCCCAGCCCACCAACUGGGGCGCCGCCUUCUUGCCCCAGCCCAUCCGCCUCUUCUCCAUCGCAGUUCUCUCUUCCUCCUCCUGUGGCCGCGCCCUCCCAUUCUCCACCUCCUUCGCCUUCACCAUCGCUCUUUCCGACUCCUCUCCGAGCCCUCCUUCUGCUAAUGCAUUCGCUGCUCUGGCGUUCGUUGUCUCCGCGACUGGUGCUGUUGCUGGUGGCACGAGCAGCAGUAGCAGUGGGUCGUACCUUCCUGAGUCUGAGCACAGCAUUGCAGUGGUCUUUGAUGCAGUGCCAGCCAGUGCCAGCAAGCCAAAAGGCAUCGUCUCCAUCCAAGUCAAAAGCUCCACCAGCUCCAGCAGCAGCACUGGGUUCACCUCAAUAGCCACAGCCACCGCCCCCUCGCCGCUCAACGACGGCUCCCCAAAGUACGCCUGGAUUGACUACCACCCCUCCUCUUCCUCCGCUGCCGCCGCCGCCGCCGCCGCUGCUGCAGCUACUGGCUCUCUGCGCGUCUUCCUCUCCUCCAGGCCCUCCCCACGGCCGUCCAAGCCCGUGCUGUCAGCGCGCAUCUCCCUGUGCGCGCUGCUCCAGCCCACUGAGAGCGCCUCUGCUUUCUUCCUCGGCUUCGCUGCUGCCUCUGACAACCCCCCGCUCGAGCUCACACUGCUGCAGUGGAGCAUUGCUGCAGGCCUCCAAAGCGUACCAAUUGACUCAGCCUUCCCACUGGGUCUCACCCUCUCAGACGACUCCCUCUCCCCGCCCCACGUCAACCCCUUCUUCCGAUACGCCAGCGCCGGCGUGCUGCCCCUGCACCCCAACGGGGACACCAGCAGCAGCAGCAGCAGCAGCAGCAGCAGCAGCGGCGGCGGCGGCGCCAGCAGCAGCGGAUCCGGCACAAGCGAUGCGCAAGACACCGAGCCAGAGCAAACGUGGCUGGUCUCCCCCUCGUCCUCCUGGUUCCGCCCCGACCUGCUCUGGCCCGUGAGGCAGCAGCAGGCGUGUGGCGACUGCUGGGCGUAUGCGGUGGUGGGCAGCAUAGAGGCGGCCUACAGCAUAAUGGCGAACCUCUCGGUGGCGCCGCAGCUGUCAGCGCUGCAGCUGCGCUCCUCCAUGCGCGCCGACUGCCAGGGCGGCUCGCCCUCCCAGGCCUUCGCCUUCCUCCUCAAAGCCGCCCGCUCGGGGAAGGGCGUGGGAGGGCUUGUGGAGGAGAAAAGAGCAGCUGUGGCGGAGGGAGGAAGGGGGCAGGGGAAGGGGAGGGCGGCUGGGAGAAGGCUACGGGGAGCAGAGGGAAAGGCGGAGCGGUGGGGCAUGGGGACGAGUGAGGGUAUGGUGCGUUCGGUGGUAGAGCAUGGACAUGUUAACCCAGACGGCGCUAGCGUUGCAGCAGCUUUUCCAACAGCUGCAGCCAUUGCAGAGGGAGGAGCAGCAGCAGAGGGGGCACGAAGGCAGCUGGCAGGGGGCACGGGCAGUGGGCUGUGCUCGCCUGUGUUUGCAGUGCUGAGGAAGCUGUUUGGCAUCACUUGCAAGAGCGGUGUGCCGAUGGAUACCCGAAAGAAGGGCUUUCAGAUCAGCGGCUUUGAGCGCACGUCCUUCUACGGCUGGUUCGGCCUGCUGCUGGCCGUGCAGCGCCAGCCAGUGGUGGUGCACAUAGAGGCGUCUGCUGAGUCGUUCAAGCAGUAUGACGGGCUGUCCAAGUACCAGGACCCAGCGUGCUUCACGUACAACCUGAACCACGUGGUGCUGCUGGUGGGGUACCGCCUGGUGGGGGCGGACGACACUGCUCCCCACAUGGCGCCGCCCUUCUGGAUCAUCCGCAACUCGUGGGGGGCGGACUGGGGCGAUGGGGGCCACAUGCGCAUGGACAUCCAGGGGGGGGAUGGCGUGUGCGGCAUCAACACUCUGCCGGGCCUCUAUCCUGUUGUUCAAUCGCCACGAGACCCAUGCAACAUGCAGGCGCGCAGGGGGGCGUUGGGUCCGGUGCUGAACCCGUGCGGCAACUUCACGUGCCGCGUGCAGGGCACCACCAACCGCUGCGACUGCACUGACCCCCGCUUCGUGGAGGCGCUCAAUGGCGACGGCUCACGCACCUGCGCCUAUGUGGACGUGUGUCGGGCGUCGUUUCGCAACCCGUGUGCGGUGGGCACAUGUGUGAAUGACGGGGCGGGGUCGUACUCAUGUGUGUGUCCACCGGGCUUCAGGCAGGGCACCACAGUUGAUGGCACUUACUCCUGCGCUCCAGGCGACACCGACGGCACCUACACAGUUCUCUCCCUCGGCCUCACGUGUGCCGCCAUCCACCCCGUCUACGGCCUCACUCUACCGCAGUUCACCGCACAGAACCCGAAUGUGGAUUGCAGCAUGCCGCUGCCUCUGAACACGCAUCUCAACGUCACACCACCUGACGGCCUCACUCCGUGCUCUGUCUUCUACACCACUGACCAGGGUGACACGUGUGCAUCCCUAGCAGCCUACUUCCAGCUGACCAAGAGCUGCAAUCCCAGCGGCACCCCGUGCAUUGAAGCCCUGCUCGCUCUCAACCCCGGGCUCAACUGCACCGCACUAGACAGUGGGGAUGGUGGUGGGGGGGGUGGUGGCGCGGGUGUGGGUGGGGGAGUAAGUGGGGAUGGCCUACAGCCGAACCAGGUGGUGUGUGUGGAGCGGCGGGGGGAGAGAGACGCAGCAGCAGGGGGGCAGGUGAUCCCGGUGUGCUCGCAGUACUACCUGGUGCAGAGCGCAGAGACGUGCGAGUCCAUUCGCAACGUGCCCUCCCCGCCGCUCUCCCCGCUCGACUUCUUCCGCCUCAACCCCGGCAUGCGCUGCUCGCGCCUCGUGCCCAAGACCUCUGCAGACAGCUUCACUGGCUUUGAGGCAUGCAUACAGAGCCAGUCAAGCUACACGGCUGGAACCUGUCCAUUCUCCAACUUCUACAUGGUUACAAACAGUGAUCGCUGCAGCAUGGUUCAGGGGUCCACAUCUCGCCGUGCGCGCCAGCCUGCGCUCUCCGCGUCCUCUCCGCUCUCCUUCUUCGCGCGCUUCUUCUCGCUCUUCCCCUCCUUCCGCCGCAACCCCGUGCGCCACUCGCUCAUUCUGCUCGGCGCGCUUCUCCUCCUCGCGCGCCACCUCGCGCACCGCACCUCCCCCCACGCGCGCAAGCUGCAGGCGCAUCUCUCCUUCACCCGCCAAACUUCCGCAACCGCCGCCGCCGGCACAGCCGCUGGCGGAUCCGCUACCGCUUUCAGCGCUGUCGGCGGUUCAAAUUCCGGAAGCUCCGCAGGUUCCGUAAAUGACGGAGAAUUAGAAACUCUGGGGAAGCGGGGAAGCUUGGGGACAGAUGGCGCGGGGAACGGGGCUGGCGGCGGGGUGGGGGAAGCGAGGGGAGCGGGGGAAGCGGAGGGCGCGGGGGAGGUGCGGCUGUGGAACGGCGUGAUGAUGCCGCGGUUGGGGUUUGGGACGGCGGGACUGGGGGAGGAGACAGAGAGGGCCGUGGGGUGGGCGCUGGAGGCUGGGUACAGGCUGUUUGACUCGGCGCAAGCACGUGAGUGGUACCGAGAGGACGCAGUGGGGGCAGCCAUAGCGCAGCACAACGUGUCCCGCAACCAACUCUUCCUCGUCUCCAAGCUGCACCCGCGGCAUCACGGGCACGCCAUCACACGCGAGCGCUUCUCCGACUCCCUGCGCGAUCUCCGCGUGCCCUACCUCGACCUCUUCCUCCUGCACUACCCCUUCUGCUUCCCCGCCAUCUGCGGGGACGCAGGGGCAGCGGCAGCGACGGGUGCGGGGUGGCUGGACAGCUGGCGGGCUCUGGAGGAGCUGUAUCAGCGGGGAGCGGUGCGGGCGAUCGGUGUGAGCAACUUUGGGCGAGACGAGCUGCUGGAGCUGAUUGCACAGGCGGAGGUGAAACCGCACGUGCUGCAGAGGAACUCCGACCCCCUACGAGCAGACAAGGACCUACAAUCGCUCUGUGCUCAGCAUGGCAUCGCGUACAUGGCCUACUCCUCCCUUGGCUCGCAGCACCUGAUCUUCUCCGACUCGCCCUCCCACAACCCUGUCCUGGACCACCCGGUCAUCAAAGCCAUUGCUGCACGCCGUGCCUGCUCGCCCGCACAAGUGGUGCUCAAGUGGGGGUUGCUGAAGGGGCAGGUGGUGAUUCCGAGAGUGGCGUUCUGCAGGCUGAAGCGUUAA
Molecule: messenger RNA, 6381 nt
Organism: Closterium sp. Naga37s-1
Lineage: Eukaryota; Viridiplantae; Streptophyta; Zygnematophyceae; Desmidiales; Closteriaceae
Source: the annotation of a GenBank genome assembly